AUGGUUGAACCCCCUACACUGUUUUCUAAUCCAAUAAAGACUUUGUAUCUGUUUACGAUAGUCUUAUUUAAUUAUGCCAAAGAUGCAGUAAAAUAUUUAAGUAAAUUUUGGCACAUCAUUGGAUUUUUGACUUUGGUUGUGAUUGCUCCUAGAUUUGUGGAAGGAGAACACUAAGGAUUGGUAAGACAGGCUGAUGAAAUUGCAUAUUUUAUGUUAUAUUGGCUAGUAUUGGGAAUCAUGUCAUCUGUGGGUUUGGGAACUGGUUUGCACACAUUUGUGUUGUACUUGGGUCCUCAUAUAGCUAAGACAACAAUUCAGGCUUAUGAGUGCAAUGCGUUACCUUUAUUUGUGCCAUCUAAAUAUGCUACUCAAUAUGUGGAAUGUCCAAAAGAAGCAACUGGCAUUACUAUGUUUGACAUUAUAAGGCAGGUGUAUUUUGAGACAGUUCUUUUUGGAAUUGGUACCGCAAUUAGCUGCUGCAUUGGGCUAACAAGAAAUUGGAAGAUAAGAUUGUCUAUCUAUCUAAUAUUUAGAUUCCUUUAUGCAUAGAAUGAAAUUGCUUAUUUACAAUAAAUUAUAGAAAAAUGCAUUCCUUACUGUGAUGUUAUGUGCAUCAAUUCCAAAUCCCUUAUUUGUUUGGCAGGUAUCACGUGCGGUCACUUUCUGAUUUCCUUCUGGACUUUCUUCGGAGCAACUGUUUUGGGAAAGGCAUUCAUAAAAAUGCACAUUCAGUUGCCAAUGACUGUGUUUGUUUUCUCUUAGGAACCAGUCAAAGCGUUACUCAACUUGAUCCAAAAAUAUAUUCCCUUUAUAUAUUAAUUUUUAAGUGAUUUACUUGAUAAGCAGAGAUAACAAUUAAGAGAUCCUUCUCUUUUCAAAGAAGGGACCAAACCUUUGUUGGCUUAAUUGUGGGAUUAUUUCAUCAUUCUUAUGAUAGGCUUCUUUAUGAUUUCCAUAGUGAAUAGUUUGGUAGCUCAAUAUGUGACUGAGCAAGAGUAGGAGAAGAAGAAGAACAAGAAAGAUCCUGCUGAAGAUCGCAAGAACAAUAAAAAAGUAAAAAGCUCUUGA
Paramecium tetraurelia is the source of this 1068-nucleotide messenger RNA. RefSeq lists its product as uncharacterized. The transcript has 5 exons. The record is from RefSeq and is a predicted model, not a curated record. Lineage: Eukaryota; Ciliophora; Oligohymenophorea; Peniculida; Parameciidae.